UUGGCAUUUUGUCAAUCCAUUGCGGUAUUGGCCGAAACGGCACAGCGGUUCUUGGACAUUAGUCAUGCCGUGAGACUGUACGAAGCCAUUGGAGCUGGGAGUAGUAGCAGUGCUGGAGUGGCAGCGGCAGCCACGGCCACUAGUUCUGCUGCUGGCGACCAAGGAUCCACUGGCAAAACAAAGAAAACGAAGACACCGACCAGUCCCAACGUGUUUUCGGAUGACAUGGCCAAGUUGUUGGGAGACGACACUGCUUCCACAACACCCAAGAAGAAGGACGAAUCUUCCAAGGAUGCCGCUGCCAGUGCUGCCAGCAACUUACAAGAAGGCGGAUUUCAUGGUGGCAACCUUGGGGCUAGUCCGUCUGGCAAGACAUUGAUCAAUAGCACCUACCAAGAUGAAUUGUCAGCGUUGCAGGAGACUGUUUCUGCAUGGGUCAUUCACAUCACCACGGAUUUCUCCGAAUAUUCUUCGCCCAUCAAACAAGCUUUGCUGGAGAGCAAUCUCUCCCGCUUGUGCAAUUUCUUUGGUUUGGAAGGGGUGAUGGCAUUUAUCCUUCCGCAAGUCUUGGCCUUUUUGAACGAUCGAAAGGAUGCUCAAUUGCGGUCCGCUCUCUUUUGCCAUUUGCCAUCGGUAUGCCGUAUCGUGGGGCGGUCUGCCACUGAGCACUUUGUCCUUCCCUGUCUGGAAAGCGGAUUGGUCGAUGGCGAGGAACAGGUCGUAGGAGCUGCCAUUCGCUGUUUGGCCGAGUUGAUCGAAUUGGGAUUGUUGUCGAGAUCCGUGCUGUUGGGGAAUCUGACGGUUUCUUCAACACCAGACUCGAUGGUCGAAUUGGCAUCAGAUGGGUUGCUUCGAAAGUAUGGUUGCCUACUGGUUCAUCCAUCUGCUGAUAUUAGGCAUGGAGCCAUCGCGACAAUCAACGCAGCAUGUGAAGCUCUGGGGUCGCCCGACAGCGAAGUCUAUGUUGCUCAUCUCCUGUACCCUUUCUUCCGAUUCCUCCCUUCCUUGCGUCAUCUGAAAACGCUUGACGGAAUGGAAACUUGUCUCUACCCGUCGUGGUCAAGAGAGAAGUUCGCCGAAGAACUGAGCGCUUUCAUGAACUCUACUAGCCAGCAACAAACAGCGGGGCCUUGGACGUCGGUUGGCAUCAGGACGUCUGAUUCUACAACUGGACCAGAAUCUAGCACUACCGAAGGAGCCGACGCUGGCAGUGCAGACCAGCAACCUCAGUCCAGCACUGGUCCUGAUGUUAUUGAAGCACAAGUUGCCAGGGUGCGAGAAUACCUGCAAACGCUUGGAAGGCGCAACAAACAACCAUCAGGUUCACAAUCGGAAACCCAGGAAGAAGAAGAGGGCAAAUUUCAUGUCCUCAAGAACGGUAUUGAAGGUUCACUCAAGCUCGCACAAAACAUCAAGUUUCCACGCCAGGAUACUAUCGGAGUCAACAAGCGAACGCUGCCUGCAUGGUACAGCGACCUCCGAGACCAACUCCAAGCGAUGAACUCGGAAACCUCUGAAACAUCGGCCAUCAGAUCGGUAUCAGCUCUGGGCGAAAUCUAUGGCCUGUCAAUCAUGGCAGCGUCAGAUAGCACCGCGGAAUCGCCCGGUGCUUCGGGCGAAGAAACGAAACUGAGCAAAAAAGAGAUCCAAGAUAUGGCUUAUUCUCGAGAAUCCAAGGUUAUAGAGGGUGUUUGCUCUGGGGAAUGGGGUUCUGAAACACAACUUGACCCAGUGCUCCUCGAUACUUCUUUGUUGAUUACCAAGCUCCAAGCUUUGAAUGUACCACCCCUGCCUCCAAGGCUGGGCGAGCUCGCUAGCAUGGCUGUGAGACCGCCACCAUCGUCGCCCGCUUCCAGAGACGCUAAGACCGCUGCUGCUACAGACUGGAGACCCAAAGCCGAUACUCUUUUGGCUACGAGUUCCACACUCUCUGGCCACACAGCCCCUGUUGUUCGGAUUGCAGUCUCGCUGGAUCAGACUUUCUUCGUUUCAGGCAGCUACGAUGGCAGCUGCCGAGUUUGGGAAUUGGACCAAAUCGAAACCAGCUCUGGUGUACUCGAGAGCAGCAUUGCGUACACGGGGCAUGACGAUCGACAGAGCCAAAACACGGCAAGGAUCAACGACGUAGCGAUGGUCGAGGGCAGUCAUUCGGUUGCUUCUGCAGCUAGCAAUGGCUCGGUUCAUGUUUGGCGUGUUGACAGUGUAUCGCAAAAGAAACAGCCAUCUCAAGUCAACACCGAUCUGCGCGGGGCAUACACAAGAUCCCGAGUUGUGGGAACCAGCGAAGUUCGACAAAUCAAUCCACAAGAAGGGGAAAUUCUGGCUGUCUCUCACUAUAACUCCACGAGCGCAUCGAUUGUCACUUUUGCGAGUCAAAAGGGAUCAGUUCACUCUUGGGACUUGCGAUCGUGCGUCGAGCCGUUUGUGCUCAAGCAUGGGCCUGACAUUGGCUAUCUAACGAGCAUGGCUCUGGGUACGGAUCGCAAUUGGCUGUUGACAGGAACGAGCCGAGGGUUCUUGGCGCUUUGGGAUCUACGCUUCAACGCAAACGUGAAGCUGUGGCACCACAGCAGAGCAGCUCCAAUCACUCGACUUGCAACUUCCUUUGUUCCACCUCCGCAGAUGUGGGGUUCCCGAAACCUUGAUGCUUCGUCGCUCCGCCCAUAUGUCUUUGCAUCUUGUGGCCCGAACGAAUGUGCCAUGUUUGACGUGACGACGGGUGAUUGCAGCCAAUGCUUUCGAACCGUGGGUUAUGGCAGCCAUUCGGCACAUGCCUACGCAGAGGAUAUCCCGAAACUUCAAGAAGUUCCCAUCUCUGCAGCAUCCAUGCGACGCAGCGCACUCAUGACGAAUGGGUUCCUGAAGAAUCAAAAUUCAAUGGCUCCGUCAAUGGUAACGUCCAUCAAUGCAAUGUGCGGAAGCAUUGGAGUCAGCGACCACAGCUACCUGAUUACUGGUGGGGGCGACGCCCGAAUCCGGUUUUGGGACUUUGCGGUUCCUUCCAAGUGCUUUGCCGUGUCCGGCCAAUCAUCCUACCAGCCUCGUCCUUCCUUUGAACGGAUUGACCUGGACGGAAACUGUCGUCUCAUGUUGUGCCGCCAGCUUCCUGGGGGUGGCAAGAUGGGUGGCGCUUCAUCUUCUCGAUUAACCAGAAAGCUGGGCAAAGGUGUUACGAAGCAUGAGAACCAUCACACAGAAGCCAUUCAUGAUUUGAAGAUUCUGAACAACACUGCGCUGAUUAGCGCAUCGAGGGAUUGCACUAUCAAGGUAUGGAGAUAG
Molecule: messenger RNA, 3279 nt
Organism: Seminavis robusta
Lineage: Eukaryota; Bacillariophyta; Bacillariophyceae; Naviculales; Naviculaceae
Source: the annotation of a GenBank genome assembly